AAGGAGCGAAGAGACAAACAACCCUUGAGCCGAAUUAACACCUGAUGUGUUUAGCUGUAGAGAUACUCAACGUUAUCAUUCUCUAAGCAUCAGGGAAACAACUAUUUUUUCCUACGGUACGCUUUUCGGUUAUUGCAACAUUUUAUUUGAGACUAAUCGUUUUUUCUUAACAAAGACGGUGGAAGAAGAAGUCAAGUGAUUGGAUAUCAAACUGAAGUCUGUCCAACAAUUGUUACAUUUUAAGAGGCAGCCAUGAAAUUACUGUUUACUUUAUUUAUUUUUUAACUUGAAUACUAUGGGGGACUGCACAUUUUCAACGUCUUUCACAGAGCUGUUGAAUAUUAUAGCACACGCUAUUCCACAUGUAGGCUAAUUAAGACCAAAAGCAGUCAUCACAAUGUUAGGGACCGGCGAACGUGGUAUAUGCAUUGCUUGAAGAAACUUUUUUUUGGAAGAAAAUGUGGAUUGGAUCGUGCUCUAUUUUUUGAUUAUUAUUUUUAUGAGCCAAACGGAUUACCUUUACGCAGUUCCGUUCCAAAAUGGUUCUGAACACCGUCUCCACGAGAGACACAGACAAUUCUGCGGGAAGUUCUGCAGAAAAUCCUGGCCAGGAAGCCAGCCAAGCGGAUGAUGGAGUGGCAAGGACCCACGAAGUGACCGUGCGCCAGGUGGGCUACUGUUUGUGCCUGCCGCGCGUACUGCGCCUCACCUUCGCGCCCGUUUCCCUGGAGCGUCUUUAUCAGACGUACUUCCGCCAACAACGGCAAGAAACCAUCCCAGUGUUAGUGCUGUUUGCUGCUCUUUUCAACAGUUACAUCAUCAUCAUGUGUGCCGUGGUGUACACUGAGGACAAAUUGGCGAUGGUGGUGGUGGCCGCCGUAGGCCUGGCCCUUGACCUUAUCUUUUACGCACUUAGUCAUUUUCAGAAAUUCCCUAAAGCGCCGGUUGCUCGGGGCGCCGUGCCCUAUGUACUGUGGCUCAUGGUAGCCGUCCACGUCCUGUGCUACAUGCGUCUGAACUACAACCGCUUCGCGCACGCCAGUGACUCCGUGGGUUGGCAGGCGUUUUUUAGUUUCUCCUGCUUUCUGACGUUACCCCUGAACUUGGUCCCGCUCAUCCUGCUCACGGCGCUCUCCUGCGGCCUUCACACCCUCAUCUUGGGGGUGUCCGUCGCCCAACGACUAACGGACAGCCAGCAGGGCCCCAUGCUGGUGAGACAGCUGCUGGCCAACCUGAUCUUGUACCUGUGUGCAGCCUGCAUGGGCGUGCUGUCCCACUAUAUGGCGGACAGGAAGUACCGGACGGCCUUCCUGGAGGCACGUCAGUCCCUGGAGGUCAAAAUCACCCUCGAGGAGCAGAGCACCCAGCAGGAAGAGUUGCUGUUGUCCAUCUUACCCAAACACAUUGCGGAUGAGAUGCUGCAGGGCAUGAAGGAACAGGCCAAUCAGAGUGAAGGCCAGCAACAGCAGUUCAACACCAUGUAUAUGUACCGCCAUGAGAACGUCAGCAUACUUUUUGCUGACAUUGUUGGUUUCACCCAGCUGUCAUCGGCCUGCAGUGCCCAGGAACUAGUGAAGCUGCUCAAUGAACUGUUUGCGCUCUUUGACAAACUGGCAUCGGAUCACCACCAGCUAAGGAUUAAGAUCUUGGGGGACUGCUACUACUGCAUCUGUGGCCUACCGGACUACAGGGAGGACCACGCCACCUGCUCCAUCAUGAUGGGUCUCGCCAUGGUGAAGGCCAUCUCGUACGUGCGGGAGAAGACCAACACGGAGGUGGACAUGCGCGUUGGGGUCCACACGGGCACGGUGCUGGGCGGCGUGCUGGGCCAGAAGAGGUGGCAGUUUGACGUGUGGUCCACCGACGUCACCGUGGCCAACAAGAUGGAGUCGGGGGGCAUCCCCGGGAGGGUCCAUAUCUCCCACAGUACCAUGGAGUGUCUCUCCGGGGAGUUUGAAAUGGAGGCGGGGUGUGGAGGGGACAGGUGUGAGUACCUGUUGGAGAAGGGCAUCGAGACCUACCUUAUCCUGUCCCCCACAGCCAAUGGCAAUGGGGUCAAUGGAAAUAGAGGCGCACUGCCCGCCAGCAACUCCACACAGCUGAUAAACACCACCGUCACUAACGGCCACGCUGGCUCUAACCUGGCUGUAGCCACAGAGAAUAAGGGGGUGAUCACUGUGAGCGGUGGGCUGAACGAGGAAGAGGAACUCAACAGUAGACUGCAACAGGAGCUGCUGGACCGAGAAAAUGAGAACAUUAUGAAGGAGCACCACGUGAACCCCUUGCUGCUGCACUUCACCGACGGCGAGCUGGAGGCUCGGUACUCCUCGGAGAAGGAGGGGAGGAGCGGCGUGGCCUUCGGCUGCUGCUGCGUGGUGCUCCUCUUCAUCACAGCCAUGGAGGUCUUCAUCGACCCCUGGCUGUCGGUGAACUACGUCACCCUGGCCAUCGGAGAGGUGCUGCUUGUCAUCCUGACAGUCUGCUCCUUGGCCGCCAUCUUUCCCAGGAGGUUCUCCAGAAGGCUGGUGUCGUUCUCUGUUUGGCUCGACCGCACGCGCUGGGCCAGGAACACCUGGGCCAUGGCGGCCAUCUUUGUGCUCACCAUGGCGGAGAUCGCAGACAUGCUGAGCUGCGUCCCCCUCCUGGUCCACGAGUUCAACACGAGCCGCGUCGCGUCCCCGGAGACCCCCCCCCCCGGGGAGCGGCACUGCGCGGAGAACCCCAAGCACUACAGCUUCAUGGCGGUGACGUCGCUCAUAGCGACCGCCAUGCUGGUGCAGGCGAGCCACCUGGUGAAGCUGGCGCUCAUGGUGAUGGUCGUCACGGCGACCGGCGCCGUCAACAUCUUCAGCUGGCGCGACUUGUACGACGCGUACGACUCACUGGGGUCCGCCGCGCACAGAACCUUCAUGGUACCGUCCAAGUACCUGAUGACAAUGAUGAUCAUCGUCAUGAUGAUCAGCUUCUACUGCUUUGCCCGACUUGUGGAGCGUCAGUCGCGGAAGCUGUUCCUGUGGAAGAUCGGGGUGCACGACCAGAAGGAGCGGGUGUUAGAGAUGAGGCGCUGGAACGAAGCCCUGGUCACCAACAUGCUGCCAGAGCAUGUGGCCAGGCACUUCCUGGGCACCAAGAAGAGAGACGAGGAGCUGUACAGCCAGUCUUAUGAUGAGAUUGGUGUGAUGUUCGCCUCCAUACCAAACUUUUCCGACUUCUACACCGAGGAGGGCAUCAACAACGGAGGCAUCGAAUGUCUUCGGAUCCUCAACGAGAUCAUCUCCGACUUUGACAGCCUAUUGGACAGGGAUGGAUUCCGUUUCAUCACGAAGAUCAAGACCAUAGGCAGCACGUACAUGGCUGCCUCAGGGGUGACCCCAGAGAGUAACACCAACGGAUACACCAACCGCAAGCCAGAGGACCAGUGUUUGAUCGAGCGCUGGCAGCACUUGGCUGACUUGGCAGACUUUGCCCUGGCCAUGAAAGUCAUCCUCACCAACCUCAACAAGCAGUCGUUCAACAACUUCAUGCUCCGCAUUGGUCUCAAUAAGGGGGGGGUGCUGGCUGGGGUCAUUGGGGCUCGUAAACCUCACUAUGACAUCUGGGGAAACACCGUCAACGUCGCCAGCAGGAUGGAGUCCACAGGAGUGAUGGGAAACAUACAGGUGGUAGAAGACUGCUAUAUGAUCCUGAAGGAAUAUGGCUUCCGUUUUGUUCGAAGAGGACCCAUUUUUGUCAAAGGAAAAGGGGAGCUGCUCACCUUCUUCAUGAAAGGCAAAGAUAAACCCAGUACUAAUGGAAAGGUUCUGGUCCAAACCAUUUUACCACACCAGGUGCUUGAGAUCUCCUGACCAAUAGCGCCUACAGCAGCAUCCAUAACACAUGCAUGAUUCGACAUAUAUUCAAACAGCCUUAACAUAUUCACACUUAUAUUUACAUAGAGCUCAAUCCGUCAAAACAACUAGUCACAUGAAGCAUCUGCAAUUAGGAGAGUAUUAAUAUUUUCUUAAGCGAUCAUAUGCAUUGUAUCAACAUUUUUUCCAUUGGAAAAUAUAUUAUUUAAAGACUUCAUUCUGCUUGUUAUAUUCAUGAAGCUGGAUAAUCAUGUUAUUGAUUUUUUUUACAAAUAGGUCCCUGCUUAAAGUGUUAAAGCUUAGACUGGACCGAAAUAUUUUUUUCUAAUGUUCUUAGUUUGUUGUACAUUGAGGCAGCGCUGUAAUGUUGUUGGCCCAUUGUUCAAAUGAUUUGCCUUUAAUAUGUUCCCCCAACCACACACUCUAAAAUGUUACAAUAGCCUAAGCUUAUUUUAAUGAAAGUACAUUAGUAAUAUCUAGCCAACCUCUAGAUGUCAGCAUUACAGCCCAUAGUAGAAUCUGGAAGAUAAACUUUAUUAUACGUCCAUGCACAAAGUUCCAUGCAUUAAGCGUAAUAAUGUCGAUUUAUUUUAAGUCUUUAAGAUAAAGAAGUUAAUGUAUAAUAUAAUUGUAUUGUAUUUAUUGCAUAAAUAUGUAAAUAAUGACAUUUGUAAAUAAAGUUGAAUG
Gadus morhua (Atlantic cod) is the source of this 4535-nucleotide messenger RNA. It is a transcript of the gene adcy3b, whose product is annotated as adenylate cyclase 3b. Gene Ontology annotation, molecular function: adenylate cyclase activity. The transcript is spliced from 20 exons. Bases 540 to 3845 code for a protein of 1101 amino acids. Lineage: Eukaryota; Metazoa; Chordata; Actinopteri; Gadiformes; Gadidae. The record is from RefSeq and is a predicted model, not a curated record. Gene Ontology annotation, cellular component: plasma membrane. Gene Ontology annotation, biological process: adenylate cyclase-activating G protein-coupled receptor signaling pathway; intracellular signal transduction; cAMP biosynthetic process.